AUGCUGUGGCUGCCGUUGGCAGUCUUGUCCUGCUACCUCAUCGCCUCCAUUGUGUCGGCGCAGCAGCCCAACAUCAUCGUGGCCGUGAUCGACGACAUGGGUUACAAUGAGCGCAGCUCACGCGAUCCCCGUUAUCGUACACCGACGAUGGACGACCUGGCAUCACAGAGCGUGCGUCUGAACUACCUGUACACGCAGCCAUCUUGCACCAUGUCGCGCGCGGCGCUGCUCACCGGCAGAAUGCCGCACACCAUGGGCAUCGAAAACGUCUUCGAUAAAUUUGAUAACAGGUCGGUGCCUGUGGGUAUUAAGACGGUGGCAGGAUACCUUAAAGAUGAAGGCUACCAGACACAUGCGAUUGGCAAGUGGCAUCUGGGUACCGGCAUACCUCAGCGACAGGUGUUCCCACAUCAGUGA
This is a messenger RNA of Pomacea canaliculata, 417 nucleotides long. Its product is annotated as arylsulfatase A-like. NCBI's taxonomy places the organism in Eukaryota, Metazoa, Mollusca, Gastropoda, Architaenioglossa, Ampullariidae. The coding region runs from base 1 to 417 and encodes 138 amino acids. The record is from RefSeq and is a predicted model, not a curated record. The transcript is spliced from 3 exons.